CACAUAUCUACCUACUAGUCAAUCUCGUACGCUACUCUCCUGGAACAACAACCACAACAGAUAUACAGAAUGUUCUCUAGCUAGCGCUGUAACACCACCACCACCAGCCACAUCAGCUCAAUCGCAAAACCUGUACGACAUGCGCUAGCGACUUCCUCGGCAACCCGCACUAGCUAGCCAAAUUCAAGCUGCACCGGCACGAUGCCUCCUCGCCCGCGCAGAUCUAAUCGCGCCCCCGGCGCCAGAACAAAAUACAUCGAUGACCCUUUCGAGGCUGCCGGGGUGCUCAGCGACGAAGAUGAAGACCCCUCUGUAGUCGCGACGCGCAAAAAGGGCAAGGGGAAGGCCAAACAGCCCGUCUAUGACGACACCUCGGACGAGGAUUUCAAUAUGGGAAACGGCAAUGAAGAUGAAGAGGAAGAGGACGAUGAUGAGUACCAAGACAACGACGUGGAGAUGGUUGAAGACGAUAACGAUGCAGGAGAAGAAGAUGAAGAAGAAGGCGACGAUGACGACGACGACGCUGCCUCCGUCUCACAAGCCAACGAGGCCCCUCGGCGUCGGCGCAAGCCUGCUGCCACCUCCACGCCGAGGGUUCCUAAGCAGAGACGUCCGGAUGGGACUAUCGCGCUGGCGGGUGAUGAGACGCACUCCCGCGGAUCGUGGAACCCGCUCGAACAUGUCGGGAAAGCCGUCCACCUGCGGGUUACCUUUGGGACGGACGAUAGGGACCUUUUCUCUGUUCUGAGUGCAAGGGAUCAAUGGUGCAGGGGUUUGGAUUCUACGUUUCCGACGCGGGCGACGUUGGAUGAGGCGCCGAGUGUGAAUGAUUAUGGGUACGGGAGGAGCUUUGGGCUGGAGUCGGAUGAAUUGCCGCGGGAGAGUACUCGUGGGUGGGAUUGGUAUUAUGAUGAGGAUCUGGGGGCAAGGUUCAGGAAGUCGCAGCGGAUGAAGAAGAUCAAAGAGAAGGACGCUCGUCGCGUUUAUUUCCCCCGUCCCCGGGGGGAACAUACCGUGCUUGUAGGGCCACUUGAGGGUCAGAAGGUGUUUUCGCUGGGGAGGCAUGAUGUGGUUGAUUUUGGGGAGGCAUGGGGCGAGGUCCCGUCCAAACCUGUGAAACAGGAGAGUAAGGGCAAGGCGGGAUCGGGUGGCGAACGAAAAAAGAAGAAGCGAGAAGGUUGGAUUCUGAAUCUGGGACAGAAAAUCCAGUGUUUGGCCUGGGUGCCGAAUCAAGGCGGCCUCACGCAGUAUCUGUCGGCGGUGGCUCCGAUACUACCAGACCAAAAGGAAGAGUAUCCCGACCCGUUGAAGGACCAGGCCGCUCCAGCGUUCCGGCCAUCAGCGCCUUAUCCAUGUGUGCUGCAGCUUUGGGCGUUCAAGGCCCAGGAGGCCGAGUCUCUGACACGGACAAUCGAUAUGACCUUCAAGCCCCGACUACGCCUCGCUGUGUGUACGGAAUGGGGCGACCUGAGGCGGAUGGCCUGGUGCCCGAUGCCUCGAGCGCCGCGGGAUGAAGAUGACGAGGGCGCGCAGAAGAACGUCGGGCUUCUGGCUGGUAUAUGGGGAGAUGGCCGCGUGCGAGUGAUCGAUAUCAAACUGGGUCGUGAUCCAAAGCAGACGGAAUUCUACAAACUACAAUCUCCUGUGUUUGAAGCGAAGGCACCAUCGACCGUAUGCACAUGUCUAACAUGGCUUUCCCCGAGCGAUCUUGCUGUUGGCUGUGCCAACGGGUUCGUUGCCAUCUGGAGCAUCCUACCAUCGCAGGCAUCGCCCUCAAACCCCCUUCCCUACUUCUACCAGCAACUCCAUUCGACGUGGGUCCUCAGCAUCGCCUCCGCCUACCCUACCAACCCUCACAUCAUAUGCACCACGUCCAUGGAUGGAGACACCCGGCUGACAUCCAUCGUCGACCCUCACAAAGACAUGGUCAACACCAACCGCAUGCGCGUGGGCUCCGCGCAUCUAACGUACUCCCCCAUGCUGCACUGCUUCAUCUCGAGCGACGAGAACGACUUUGCGCGUCUCCUCGCCGUCCGACGCUUCUUCACGUCGACCGCGAUAGCCCGGCUCCCGAGCAUGAUCUCCGCCGUGGGGCCGUGCAGCUCCUGGCACCCGAGCGUCCUGUUCGGCUGCACCGAGGGCACCGUUCAGGCGACGAGUCCCCUCCGCCGCAUGCUGCACGCCAAGGAGAAGCAAUGGCAACAGACCUGGUUCCAGCACGAAUGGGUGCGCGGCCCGGACGCCAACAGCUCGGGAACCAGUCGGUUCCACGACGGACACCGCGCCGAGAGCACCAGCCUGCUGCGCAACCUGGUCGGCGAUCCCAAGCUGGUCAAUGGCGCCGCGGUGAUCACCGUCUUCGAGGAGGGAACCCACGUCACGGCGCUUUCGUGGAACCCCAACCAGUCGUGCGCGGGGUGGGCGGCGGCGGGCAUGGGAUGCGGCCUGGUCCGGGUCGAGGAUCUGGCUUUGUCUUAG
Molecule: messenger RNA, 2478 nt
Organism: Aspergillus heteromorphus CBS 117.55
Lineage: Eukaryota; Fungi; Ascomycota; Eurotiomycetes; Eurotiales; Aspergillaceae
Product: transcription factor TFIIIC subunit TFC6
Exons: 2
Coding region: 202-2478 (758 amino acids)
Biological process (GO): transcription by RNA polymerase III
Cellular component (GO): transcription factor TFIIIC complex
Molecular function (GO): protein binding
Source: RefSeq, a predicted model, not a curated record